AUCUACUUCCUUCUUUCCUUCUGCACCCGACUCUGGAAGAUUGGGCGAAGCGCGACUGUCAUCUGGGACGAGGCCCACUUCGGCAAGUUCGGCUCCCACUACCUCAAGCACGAAUUCUACUUUGACGUCCACCCACCGCUAGGAAAGAUGCUCGUCGGCCUCGCCGGCUUGCUGUCGGGCUACAAUGGCCAAUUUGAGUUCAAGAGCGGUGAAAAGUACCCCGACGAUGUCAACUACCUGGGCAUGCGCGUCAUCUUGGCCAUGUUUGGCAUCCUCAUGGUGCCCGUCGCCUACAGCACCUCGGCCAACCUGGGCUGGAACAAGCGGUCGAGGCACCUGUUGGCGCUCCUGGUCCUCUUUGACAAUGCCUGGCUCGUCAUCUCCCGCUUCAUCCUCCUCGACUCGAUGCUCCUCUUCUUCACCUUCACCACCGUACACGGCCUGGUCAAGUUCCACAGCUACCAGCACCACAGCUUUAGCGAACCCUGGUGGUUCUGGCUCACCUUCACAGGCAUCAGCAUCGGCUGCGUGGCCAGCGUCAAGUGGGUCGGUCUCUUUGCGACUGCUCUCGUCGGCUUCUACACCAUCGAAGACCUUUGGGACAAGUUCGGUGAUGUCAAGAUGCCGGUGCGCACCUAUGCUCGCCACUGGUGCGCGAGAGCUUUGUGCCUCAUCGUUGUGCCAAUGUCGGUUUACAUGGCUUCGUUCAAGCUUCACUUUAUGAUCCUCAGCCGGUCCGGCCCCGGCGACGCACAGAUGAGCAGCCUCUUCCAGGCUCAUCUGCGAGGCAACGACUUUGCCCACUCGCCCCUCGAAGCCGCCUUUGGGAGCAAGGUCACGUUCAAGAAUAUGGGCUACGGCGGCGGUCUCCUCCAUUCGCACGUCCAGACCUACCCAACAGGCUCGCAGCAGCAGCAGGUCACCUGCUACCACUACAAGGACAAUAACAACGACUUUGUUAUCACGCCACGGUGGGAAGAUCCAGAGGUAAAGGAUGAGGACCCGCCUCGGAUGUUCAAGAGCGGCGACGUCUUCCGCUUUGUGCACAACUCGACUGGACGCAACCUCCAUUCCCACACGAUCCCAGCUCCUGUCACCAAGGAGAACUACGAGGUGUCGGGCUACGGCAAUGCUACGGUGGGCGACUCCAACGACUACUGGGUCGCCGAGGUUGUCGAUGACAUGAUCACGGGAAAAAAGGGCAAAGUCGGCGACCCGAUCAAGAGCCUGACGACGCGGUUGCGCUUCCGUCACCAGAACCUCGGCUGCUACAUGCGGGCCGCCAAUGCGGUGCUGCCCCAGUGGGGUUGGAAGCAGGUUGAAGUGAGCUGUGACAAGGAGAACAAUCCCAAGGACGACCACACCUACUGGAACAUUGAGAGCCACUGGAACGACAAGUUGCCAACGGGCAAUGCCCAACUCUAUCGGUCUCCGUUCCUUCGUGACUUCAUCCAUCUCAACGUGGCCAUGAUGACGUCUAACAAUGCCCUGAUCCCUGAUGCCGACAAGGAGGACAUCCUCGCUUCCAAGCCCCUCGACUGGCCCUGGCUAUUCAAUGGCCUUCGAAUGAACAGCUGGGCCGACAAUAGCGUCAAGUACUACCUCAUCGGCAACCCGGUCAUCUGGUGGUCCUCGUCGGCAAGCCUCAUUGCCUUCUGCGCACUGAUGCUCUGGUACCUCGGCCGCAUGCAGAGGCGCCACGCCGACCUCAGCCCUCGGGACUUCAACCAAUUCGUCUUUGUGGGCAAGAUUGCCGGCCUGGGAUGGUUCCUCCAUUAUCUCCCUUUUCUCAUCAUGGCUCGUGUCUGCUACAUCCACCACUACCUGCCUACCCUCUACUUUGCCGUCCUCAUGCUCGUCCAUCUUCUCGACCACUUCCUCUGGAAUGCGUCGACUGCCCGCUACCGCGUCAGGUCCCGAUCGGCAUCGGCCCAAGCCAGAGCGCCGCUCUCGGAGCUGACAAAGAACGUUAGCUUCUGCCUCAUUGCCGGCACUGUCGUGGGCGUCUUUUGGUUCUUUAGAGGCACAGCAUGGGGCAUGGACGGGCCCAUCUGGAAGUACAAUGGCAUCAAAUGGCGCCACAGCUGGAACAUCAAGGACUAG
Acaromyces ingoldii is the source of this 2103-nucleotide messenger RNA. Its product is annotated as glycosyltransferase family 39 protein. NCBI's taxonomy places the organism in Eukaryota, Fungi, Basidiomycota, Exobasidiomycetes, Exobasidiales, Cryptobasidiaceae. Gene Ontology annotation, biological process: protein O-linked glycosylation via mannose. The transcript has 3 exons. The annotation marks the transcript as partial. Gene Ontology annotation, cellular component: membrane; endoplasmic reticulum. Gene Ontology annotation, molecular function: dolichyl-phosphate-mannose-protein mannosyltransferase activity. The record is from RefSeq and is a predicted model, not a curated record.